AUGUCGCUCAGUCAAACUAUCGUGACGCCCACCGUCACCUAUGAUCAGCCUCUUGGUUUGUACAUUGAUGGAAAAUGGGUGAAAGCUGUCAGUGGCAAGACGUUUGAGACCGUUAAUCCCACCAACGAAAAACCAAUAGUUGCGGUUCACGAAGCGGGCCCAGAAGAUGUGGACAUUGCAGUAAAAGCCGCCAGGAAAGCCUUCGAAGGCGUCUGGUCACAGACGACGCCCUCUGCGCGGGGAUCCAUGCUGGCCAAGCUGGCAGACCUUUUAGAAGAGCAUAUCGAGAUACUCGCUGCCAUAGAGUCGCUCGAUAAUGGGAAAGCUCUCACUAUGGCAAAGGGAGAUGUCGGGAUGGCCGCCGGCUGUUUGAGAUACUAUGGCGGCUGGGCCGACAAGAUACACGGCAAAACCAUUGACACGGAUCCGGAUAACCUGAACUACACGAGACACGAGGCAGUCGGCGUGUGCGGCCAGAUAAUACCCUGGAACUUCCCCCUCGUCUCGUGGUCCUGGAAGAUUGGACCGGCCCUUGCCUGUGGCAAUACCGUCGUGCUGAAAACGGCGGAGCAGACGCCUUUGUCUGCUUUAUAUGCCGCGAAUCUUGUGGAAAAGGCCGGCUUCCCUCCUGGAGUUGUUAAUAUUAUCUCUGGAUUUGGAAGCGUCGCCGGGGCCGCCAUUGCUUCCCACAUGGACAUUGACAAGAUUGCAUUUACUGGAUCGACCACGGUCGGCCGCGGUAUCUUGCAGGCUGCUUCCAAGUCGAACUUAAAGAAGAUCACGCUAGAGCUCGGCGGCAAGUCCCCUAAUAUCGUCUUUAAUGACGCCAACAUCCAGGACGCCAUUUCUUGGGUCAACUUUGGCAUCUUCUUCAACCAUGGCCAAGUCUGCUGCGCCGGGUCCAGGGUAUACGUUCAGUCAGGGAUCUACGACAAGUUCGUCGAUGACUUCAAGGCCCGAACAGCCAAGAAUAUCGUUGGCAAUCCAUUUGACGCAGAAACCUUCCAAGGGCCCCAAGUCAGCAAGCAACAAUUCGACCGCAUCAUGAACCACAUUCAAUCUGGAAAGGACGAUGGAGCCAAGGUCGAGGCCGGUGGAGGACGCCACGGCGGCGAAGGAUAUUUUAUCCAACCCACAGUCUUCUCCAACGUGUCCCCAGACAUGAAGAUCAUGCAAGAGGAAAUCUUCGGGCCCGUCGUUGUCCUUUGCAAGUUUGAGACGGAAGAAGAAGCCGUCAGGGCAGCAAACGACAGCAGGUACGGCCUUGCUGCCGGCGUGCACACGACAAACAUCAACACGGCGAUCCGGGUAUCCAACGCGCUGAAGGCUGGGACUGUUUGGGUCAACAACUACAACAUGAUUACCCAGAGCAUCCCGUUUGGUGGAAUGAAGGAGUCCGGCUUUGGCCGGGAACUCGGCAAAUAUGCGCUUAGCAGCUACACGCAGGUGAAGUCAGUGAGGAUCCGACUGGCCGGACAGAUAUACGAAUAG
This is a messenger RNA of Purpureocillium lilacinum, 1491 nucleotides long. RefSeq names its product mitochondrial 10-formyltetrahydrofolate dehydrogenase. The record is from RefSeq and is a predicted model, not a curated record. NCBI's taxonomy places the organism in Eukaryota, Fungi, Ascomycota, Sordariomycetes, Hypocreales, Ophiocordycipitaceae. Gene Ontology annotation, molecular function: aldehyde dehydrogenase (NAD+) activity.